Molecule: messenger RNA, 1913 nt
Organism: Malurus melanocephalus (red-backed fairy wren)
Lineage: Eukaryota; Metazoa; Chordata; Aves; Passeriformes; Maluridae
Gene: APLF
Product: aprataxin and PNKP like factor
Exons: 8
Biological process (GO): double-strand break repair
Cellular component (GO): site of double-strand break; nucleus
Molecular function (GO): 3'-5' exonuclease activity; DNA-(apurinic or apyrimidinic site) endonuclease activity
Source: RefSeq, a predicted model, not a curated record
GUUCAUGCUCUUGAGAUGUCCUGUAUUCCACUGUAAAUGAAACCAGCGUGUUCCAGCUCUGAGGUACAGCGAGCCCCAAAAAUGAGGAGUAGUGAUGCUGCCUCUAGACUUUUGGUUCCUUUUUCUGAUGAUAAUGAAAGCMAACAGUCAAAAUCUAUUCAAAGAAAGAGAGUGCUUCCAUCUUGGAUGCUGGAAGGAGAUCUCCCAGUACAGAGUUUUUCYGAGCCUCUAAUGACAGGAGGUAGCAGGAAGAAAAAAGGCCAAGAAAGGGAAGAAGAUCAUACAGAGACAUUAAAAUCAGAAAUGCAUGUGCAGCAGAAAAGAAGAUUAGCUUCUGAAGAAGCUGUUGGUGAUUUUGAAGGUGGAGAGCAAGAUCAAGGGAAAAGGAGCUGCCUUUCCAUCCCUGUUCCUUCAUCUCAGAAUACAUCUGAAUUUCCUCUUGAGAAUACCAUCAGAGAUAUGGAAGGAAAUGGCAAGACUGCAACAAAAMACCGUGGAAGUUCUCUGGAAAAAAAUGAUAGGCAGUUGCAUAGCAAAUGGUCUAAAAGAGUAGGUCAGACCUCCAGUAAAGACAAUAGAAUUGUGGAAACAGAAAACAAAGAGCAGAUUACUGGUUCUACAAGCCAACAAGCUCACUUGGGCAGGACUUCUCAGUAUUUUGGUGCCCAGGAAGGGAUUCUUGAACCUGAUGCAAAUCUGGAUUACAACACUGAGAUUUCUGAUUCAACCAGAAGUGCAGAUGCUUCAGAAAGCUCCAAACAGAUCCAGCAUAAGAGGACACCUUGCAUGUAUGGAAGUGCCUGUUACAGGAAGAAUCCCGUUCACUUCCAGCARUUCAGUCAUCCUAAUGAUGACGACUAUCAUGACAUGGUGAUGAUGGCUCAGGAUGACAAUGACAACCGGCCUGAGUGUCCAUAUGGAACAGCUUGUUACAGGAAGAAYCCCCAGCACAAGCUGGAAUACAAGCACAGUGCACCUCCAGUUACUGAAAUUACACAACAACAAACUUCAAGCAAUGAUGAAUGCAUUCURAAGAAGGCUGUGGAGAAGGACCGUGCCAAUGAUGGUGAAGCCAAUGAAUAUGACCUCAAAGACAGCUUUACAGAUGAGGAGGAGGAGGAGUGCGAACCUACUGAUGAAGACUCAGACUGGGAACCAAGUUCAGAAGAAAAGGAUWACGAAGAUGUUGAGACACCCGUGAAAGAAGCACAUAGAUUUGUUAGGAACAAAAAAUAGCUGCUCAGGACAGCCUUAUGAAUGUMCAGUGUGGUAGUGUUAAAAUAUGGUUGCACAACAGAGAGAAAUGGUUUGAAUUUUUUUUUCUCCGUGAUGCAGGCACUACAUUAAGAUAUUAAUGGCGGUGAAGGGAUUCUCUAAUGUCUUUCUUGUCCAUAUGUAUUAUUUUGGGGCUGGUGUGGUGUUCAUUAAGUCAUGGCUCAGAGGAUAGAGCUCUGAAAAAUUUUGGUUUUCGUUUAUUUUCUCAUCAUUUUUUUUUUGUCAAUACCAUUGGUGUCUCAUUUCAAACUAUUUUGAAAUAGUUUUAAAGGUUGAAAAAACUUCAUCUUUCUGUGCUUGAAAGAAAUACUGGCAUUAAGAAAGCCUAAACCAUUUGUUGUUGUUAAGUUAAUGCACUUUUAAACUUAACUAUUUUGCUCCCAGCUUUCCUUKUAGCUGUGGUUUUAUUGGUUCUCUUGAGUACAGUAGUUAAAUACAGGUUGUCUACAUCACUUGAGAGCAGGAUCUCAGUGUAUCAAACUACUUGGUUGGCUCAACAACAAUUAUGGUGUAUUUGCUCUARUUAAAACAGUACUUCUUUCUGUGUGCAUCACUGGAACUGUGUCCAAUUCUCAGCAAAGCUGAUSUCUUGAUGACUGAAGUCUUAUAUUUUUGCACAAUUAAACUUGUUACAUACA